Cornus florida is the source of this 933-nucleotide messenger RNA. RefSeq lists its product as uncharacterized. Lineage: Eukaryota; Viridiplantae; Streptophyta; Magnoliopsida; Cornales; Cornaceae. The record is from RefSeq and is a predicted model, not a curated record. The coding region runs from base 1 to 933 and encodes 310 amino acids. The transcript has a single exon.
AUGUCUUAUCGUAUUUCUGGGAAGGGUCAUUCUAUGUCUUUCUCAGAACCACCUCUAGCACAGAGAAUAACACAUGAUCCGGUGACGCUUAAAACCGCCCAGAAUACUGUCACCUGCGUCUAUCAGACCCACAUUGCGGGUUUCUGGCGCAAUGUGACGGUCUUCUGGUGCAAGAAUGCCGUGAGCCAUUACCUCAGCAUUUCUGUUGAUAGCGUAGAGAGUGACCAUUACCACUCCUGCAAGAUUGAUCUCAAGCCCUGGCACUUUUGGAGCAAAAAAGGGUACAAGACCUUUGAAGUUGAACAAAACCCACUGGAGGUCUAUUGGGAUGUACGCUCAGCUAAAUUUUCUGGUGGUCCUGAGCCAUGGUCCGAUUUCUAUGUUGCUUUAGUUUCCGAUGAAGAGGUGGUGUUAUUGUUAGGCGAUUACAAGAAAAAGGCUUAUAAGAGAACCAAAUCAAGACCUCCACUUGUUGAAGCUGUGAUGUUUUACAAGAAGGAACAUGUAUUUGGCAAAAAAAGUUUCACUACAAGAGCCAAGUUUGAUCAAAGAAGAGAAGAUCAUGACAUUGUUGUAGAGAGUUCAACAUCGGGUCCUAGAGAUCCUGAAAUGUGGAUUAGCAUAGAUGGGAUUGUUUUGAUCCACAUUAGGAACUUGCAGUGGAAAUUCCGGGGUAACCAGACGGUUUUAGUUGACAAGCUACCGGUGCAAGUAUUUUGGGAUGUGCAUGCUUGGCUAUUUUGUACCCCAGGCACAGGCCCUGGCUUGUUCAUUUUCAAGCCAGGUGCACCGGAAUCAGAAAGCGACAAAGAGGAAAGUAGUUGUGGUGGUGAAAGUGAGUGUAGUAGCAGUAAUAGCAGGUAUUAUUCGACUCUAAGUCAUUCCAAAGCAUCACAAUUCUGCCUUUUUCUCUACCCAUGGAAGAUUGAGUGA